Penicillium waksmanii is the source of this 219-nucleotide messenger RNA. RefSeq lists its product as uncharacterized. Bases 1 to 219 code for a protein of 72 amino acids. The record is from RefSeq and is a predicted model, not a curated record. NCBI's taxonomy places the organism in Eukaryota, Fungi, Ascomycota, Eurotiomycetes, Eurotiales, Aspergillaceae. The transcript has a single exon.
AUGUCCGACUACAGCGACGCCAGCUUCAGUCAAAAGAGACGUCCCAGGGGUGAUCAGACAAGUCCUACAGCGCAACAAAAGAAAGAGGACGAGGAAAAAAAGGCCAAGGCACGGAUGGAAUUAAUGGAAAAAGAACAGAGAAAGAAAGAGAUGAGGAACGGUGGUAUCACAGGUACCACCGAGCACCUUUCCGAGAAAGUCCUGAAGCAGAAGAAGUAG